AUGACUGAAAAAAGUCACCGACAGCCUCGGAAAAGAGACCCCGAAUGGACAUCGCAUCAGCCAAACAAACCCAGCGGCGUUUCUUCCCAACCUAGCAAUACAUUCAACUUCACAGAAAUGUUCAAAUCACUCCAGACGUCACAAGAUGAUAAAAAUGUCCAAGUGUUCGAGGACCAGAAGCUUAUGUCCGAAAUUGGGAAAAUUUUCUUCACAAGCAUGAUGCAGUUCAGCAGUAUAAUGAAUUCAAGGAGUUCCUCCAACAAAAAUUUCGCAGAAAAUAAUUUUAAAAACAAAGGCAAAUUCGCAAGCCAAAAUAAUAAUGCAGAUUUUAACGGUUCCGGUAACGGAAACCAUAACUCUGGCGAUACAGUUGAUAAGGAUGUUAGUUUAACGAGUCAAUAUCGCAAAACUAAAAAUAAAAAGAGUAAAUUAAGACAAGGAGGAUCAGUUUCAGGAACAAACAGUUCCAUUUCUCAAAACACUGUUAAUAAAGACAGUGUAGUUGAUAGUUGCAGAACUAAAAGUGAAAGUAACGAUUCACAACAUAGUCAAAAGUGUAUAAAUAAAGGUAAAGGAAGUGCAUCAACAAACACUUCAAAAUACAAAGUAAAGCAAAACCACGAUACAAAGAAUGAAAAUGACGCAAAGGAAGGAGAUUAUACAAUAUCAACACAAAGAGACCAAACAGAGGUAAAUUUGUCAGAUUUCCAGGACCCAACGCCUAGUAAUGAAGAUGAAGAAAAGCAAAAAUUAAACUUGAACAUUUAUCGGUUUAUAAAUAACUGUGUUUCUGUGAAUAGAUAUUCAACUAGUGAUACUGUAAUCCAAAACUCUACAGUGGAAGAUAACAUAUAUAAUUUCCAGACGUUAAACAACGUGACGAACAAUAACACUGACUAUUCAAAUAGUGACGUGGAUGUAUUGAGUAAUACAGCGACAGAAGAUGUGCUGCUGAUGCGUUGUUUUGGAGGAGAUUUGGACAGUGUGAUGAAGUUGAAGGACUGCGAUUUGGAGUUUGUAGACCAGGUGGGCAGAAGCGCAAUCCACUACGCCGCGAGUAGCGGCAACCUUGACCUUGUAAAGUACUUGGUGUCAAACGGAGUUUACAUUGACAAGAAGGACGUAAAGGGAUGGACCCCAUUAUUUAUAGCAGUGGUAAAGAAUCACGUGGAAAUUGUGGACCUUCUGCUCAACUACGGAGCGGAUUUAUCCCUGACAUUGAGGCACCGAUGCGCACCAACAAGACUCACAGAUGCCCACAGCCAAGCAAUCCACUUUGCAGCAAUAAAGAGUAAUCGAGAAAUCACGGAGUUAUUACUGAAGAGGGGAGUUGAUAUUAACGAGAAAGACUCUCAAGGGAUAACACCCUUGAGUUACGCAUGCUAUAGAGCAAAUCUGGAAUAUGUAUCGUUUUUGUUGGAACAGGACGCAAAUCCAAAGAUCCAGGACGUCAAUGGAAGGACCAGUUUCCACUCGAUAGCUUUAGGAGGAAGUCUUGAGUUGGCAAAGAUUAUGCACCAGAAGGUUGGAAUACAUGAUACGCAAGAUAGAUGGUCUUUAACGCCUUCAAAGUUGGCAGAAAUAAGAGGUUUUAAGCCGCUCUCAGAGUACUUGAAGAAGGCAGGAAAUGAAACUGCGAGAUUUCUGGGCCUACCGCAAACGACAAAUUCUGAUCCAGACGACUCUGAAGAUUCAAUGUACCAGCUCCUCUCAUCUACAAUUGCCAGUGCACUCAACGAACCAAACUCUGACCAGAUAUAUAGAUGCCUGAUGCGCUUAGGGCCGGAUGUAGUUAAGACUCUCUUUGAAUUGACCCUAAAGGUUGAGAAGAGCGGCGGAGUAACAACGUCGGAUGGGAAAAGACCCAAAACACCAGGAGGAGUUUUCUUCACACUCUUGAAACAGAUGCACUUGAACAACUAUAUCACGAAGGAAGAUUACGAUUAUAUCAGAGCCGCUGAAAAGGAACGCCUAAAAUCUGUCAAUAAUAACAGCACCGUCAACGCGAAUAAUAAAAAUUACAAGACCAAAAGUGUUAAUAUGAACAAUACUUUCAACAAAGUCAACAACAAUAGAGUUAAUAACACAAGUUUCAACAGAGUUAACAGAGUUAAGAAAAAGGAUAAAAAAUUGCGACCUGUGGAUUGA
Theileria annulata is the source of this 2148-nucleotide messenger RNA. Its product is annotated as ankyrin-repeat protein, putative. Lineage: Eukaryota; Apicomplexa; Aconoidasida; Piroplasmida; Theileriidae. The record is from RefSeq and is a predicted model, not a curated record. Gene Ontology annotation, molecular function: protein binding. The transcript has a single exon. Bases 1 to 2148 code for a protein of 715 amino acids.